AAGAAAGAACGUGAAGGAAAGCACCAGUAAAAUUAUCUACUGUAAACCACGUGAGAGGGGGAAUUUUCCCGUUGGUCUUGCACGGUGUACACUGCGGAAGCCUCGCGUGGUUAUCUCUGUGCAUCAGUGCUUUACACAUUUUUACUAACAGUCCGUCACACGGCACUGAUUCAGAGGGGACUGUCAACAUCACGGUGCAGAUGACUCAAAACAUGGGAGGCGCGAGAGGAUACGUGAAGUUAGACAAAGACUGGAACCAUGCCGACUGGAUGUCUCAGCUACCCGAGAAUCUCUGGGAUCUACCUCUCUGUAACCUUGCAAUACCGGGAAGUCAUGACACCAUGACAUACUGCUUGGACCUAUGCUCCCCACUGCUGGUGUCAAGCCCCUUGGUGCUGAAAGUGCUAGACUGCAUCAUGCCAUGUGUCGUACGCCCAUGUGUGUACAAGUGGGGAACUACACAGAUGAUGGACAUCUCCAAGCAACUGGACAGUGGAAUACGGUAUUUUGAUCUCAGGAUUGCCCACAAGAAGCAUGACUCCUCUGACAUCCUGUAUUUUGCCCACGGGAUCUAUACCCACCUGACUGUGGAGAAGACCCUCAGUGACAUGGCCCAGUGGCUGCAGUCUCAUCCAAAGGAGGUGGUCAUCCUUGCGUGCUCCAUGUUUGAUGAGCUGAAAAGUGAUCAGCACAGGAAGUUCAUUCUCUUUCUGAAGAAUCUAUUUGGAAGCAGACUCUGCCCAUACAUGAGUGAAGGACCAGCCUCCCUGAGAACAUUCUGGAAACAGGGCCAUCAGGUCAUCGUCUCCUAUGACAACCCAGCUGCUUCAGGUCACAAGGAGCUGUGGCCUAAAAUUCCCUAUUGGUGGGCUGACCAAGUAGAUGCAAGAAAAGUCAUCUCAUACCUGGAGGAAAAGAAGCUAAGUGGAAGGCCAGAAGGAUUUUUCGUGGCAGGUAUAAACCUUACCGAAGACGCCAAGUUUGUCCUCACCCAUCCUUGUCAGUCAAUUAGGACUUUAACACUUAGCAAUUACAAUCUGUUUUUGGACUGGGUUGAAAAGCAGCUUCCUGGCCCAGGGAACACAUGUCUGAACAUUAUCUGUGGGGAUUUUGUUGGAGUCAACGAUUUUGUCUCUGUUAUCCUUGAUCUCAAUCGGAAGCUUUGUGAGAGGUGGCCCUGAUGAGACAUGACAAAAUAGUGGAUAUAAACUAAAGGUAAUACAGACAAUUCUGCUGUUGCACAACAAUAUUCUUAGUUGAAAAAUGUGUGUCUGCUGAAACUAGGAAAACUGAAAAUUGCAGCGCAAUCUCCAAUAAUGAGUUUGUUACAAGAAAGAGCAGCAGACUACUUGUUUGAGUUCCAGAACUUGACACACAUCAAAUGCGCAAGCAACACAAACAAGGCCCUUCCUUUUAUUUCCUUUUAUUAAAGGAAGCCUAUGAAGCCUUUGCAUUCUAGUCACUGACACUACUGUGUUUUUGUCUUUAGCAGAUCAGAACAGAAAGAGAUACUGCAGCAAACUGUCCUAAUAGGAAUGGUUACAUGAUUAAUCUAGCAUGCAAACAUUAAGUAAAACCAAAGAGGAUCAUAUCAAAUGGACAAAGAUAAUCUGAUUGGGUUAAGAAUUUCAGUUGUGAUAAACAAGAUCCAUUCUAAUUACCUUACAAUGUAAAGAUCUGUAACUGA
Messenger RNA from Megalops cyprinoides (Indo-Pacific tarpon), 1687 nucleotides. Its product is annotated as PI-PLC X domain-containing protein 1-like. Gene Ontology annotation, biological process: lipid metabolic process. Gene Ontology annotation, molecular function: phosphoric diester hydrolase activity. The record is from RefSeq and is a predicted model, not a curated record. The transcript is spliced from 7 exons. The coding region runs from base 201 to 1181 and encodes 326 amino acids. Lineage: Eukaryota; Metazoa; Chordata; Actinopteri; Elopiformes; Megalopidae.